AUGACUGGACAACAGGCUGACUUCCUCCAGCCAAUCACAGGCGAGUCAAGAGCUCAGGCUGAGGUGCUCAGAGCUUCUAUUGAUGAGCUGUUGGUGAUCACCGCGGCGACAGAAGUGACCGAUGGCUACCUGAGGUUCAUGCGCACCAUCCGACAGUUCAACUACACCGUUCAGGUUCUGGGUCUGGGUGAGGAGUGGAAGGGUGGAGAUGUGGCCCGAACCGUCGGCGGAGGUCAAAAGGUUCGAUGGCUGAAGAAAGAACUAGAGAAACACAAAGACAAACAAAACAUGGUCAUCAUGUUUGUGGACAGUUAUGAUGUGAUUUUAGCCAGCGGUCCAGAGGAGCUGCUCAGGAAGUUUUCUCGUUUCUCUCAUCGCGUGGUUUUCUCCGCCGAGGGCUUCUGCUGGCCAGACCAGAGACUGGCAUCCAAAUACCCAGUAGUGCAUCACGGCAAACGCUACCUCAACUCUGGAGGUUUCAUCGGCUACGCUUCUGAGGUUCAUGCUGUAGUGAAACAGUGGAAGUACAAGGACGACGAUGACGACCAGCUGUUCUACACGCGCAUCUACCUGGAUAAAGAGCAGAGGAGGAAGUUCAGCAUCACACUGGACCACAAAUCCCACAUUUUUCAGAAUCUCAAUGGAGCCAUGGAGGAAGUGGUCCUGAAGUUUGAGAAAUCCAGAGUCAGAGCUCGGAACGUGGCCUAUGACACACUUCCUGUCGUUAUCCAUGGCAACGGCCCGACUAAGCUCCAGCUGAAUUAUCUGGGUAACUACGUGCCGACGGCGUGGACGUACGAACACGGAUGUGGGAUCUGUGACGAUGAUUUGCUGGACCUGAACGGUCUGUCUGACGAGGAGAUGCCGCUGGUGCAUAUCGCUGUGUUUAUCGAGCAGCCAACGCCGUUUCUGGAAGAAUUUCUGGAGAGACUCGCAACUUUGAACUACCCACACACACGCUUACGACUCUUCAUACACAACAACGUUGUGUAUCACGAGCAGCACGUGGAGCGGUUCUGGACGCGUCAUCGCUCGCUCUUCCCUGGGGCAAGAAUUGUUGGACCAGAAGAAAACCUCAAACAAGACCAGGCCAGAAACAUGGCAGUCGAGGCGUGUAAGAAGGACGUCUCCUGCGGUUAUUUCUUCAGCAUCGACUCUGAUGUUGCUCUGACCAAUCCAGAUAUUUUGUGGAUUCUUAUUGAAGAAAACAAGGCUGUGAUCGCGCCCAUGCUGUCUCGACACGGCAAGCUCUGGUCGAACUUCUGGGGCGCUCUGAGUCCGGAGGGCUUUUACUCGCGCUCGGAGGACUACAUCGACAUCGUCCAGAGCAAGAGAGUAGGUUUGUGGAACGUUCCCUACGUCACUCAGGUCUAUCUGAUCCGCGGAGAGACUCUGCGCUCGCGUCUGGCCCCCGUUUCUCUCUACCAGCAGGAGGGCAUGGAUCCAGACAUGAGCUUCUGCAAGAGCGUCCGCGAGCAGGGCAUCUUCAUGUUCGUGUCCAACAGGGAUGAGUUCGGCCGUCUCAUCUCCUCCACCAAUUACAACAUCAGCCGUCUUCAUCCGGACAUGUGGCAGAUAUUCGACAACCCAGUGGUGAGAGAUUCACACGUGAAGCACAUGAGUGCAGAGACACGCACGUGAGCGCAGACUAACCCU
Sinocyclocheilus anshuiensis is the source of this 1656-nucleotide messenger RNA. It is a transcript of the gene plod3, whose product is annotated as procollagen-lysine, 2-oxoglutarate 5-dioxygenase 3. Gene Ontology annotation, biological process: peptidyl-lysine hydroxylation. The record is from RefSeq and is a predicted model, not a curated record. The coding region runs from base 1 to 1641 and encodes 546 amino acids. Lineage: Eukaryota; Metazoa; Chordata; Actinopteri; Cypriniformes; Cyprinidae. The transcript is spliced from 14 exons. Gene Ontology annotation, cellular component: endoplasmic reticulum. Gene Ontology annotation, molecular function: procollagen glucosyltransferase activity; procollagen-lysine 5-dioxygenase activity.